AUGUUUCUGCGUGCCCUGAUACCCCAAUGGCUCCUGGAAGCUCCAAGGGGUUUAUCGACUCGCAAACCAGCCCUCAUUGGAAUAGAUGACCAGCCUCUGCCGCAAAAUAGCCUAAUACCCACCAUCCCUGACAUUGCUCUGUUUCCAGCAGGCCUGUUCAUCUACGGGUGGUCUUUGCAAUAUCACGUACACUGGAUCGUUCCAACCCUUGCUACCAGCCUGUGUGGGUUCUCUCUGGCUUCCAGCACGACCCCAAUGAUGAACUUUCUUGUCGAUAUCUUUGGAGAUAGAUCUGCCUCAGCAGUUGCAGCUGUCCUGCCGAUGCGAUACCUCAUGGGAACGUUCCUACCAGUUGCUGCGCCCUACAUGUAUAAAUCUCUUGGAUACGGCUGUGCAAAGUCAUUGCUCGCUUUUAUUCUUCUCGUCAUUGUGCCGGUUCCACUACUAGCGAUUGUCCAGCCGAAAGUCAUUUCAACAAUGCAUAGCAUGGAGGCCUACAAAAAGUAG
Messenger RNA from Trichophyton rubrum CBS 118892, 507 nucleotides. RefSeq lists its product as uncharacterized. The record is from RefSeq and is a predicted model, not a curated record. Gene Ontology annotation, molecular function: transmembrane transporter activity. Lineage: Eukaryota; Fungi; Ascomycota; Eurotiomycetes; Onygenales; Arthrodermataceae. The transcript is spliced from 2 exons. Gene Ontology annotation, biological process: transmembrane transport. The coding region runs from base 1 to 507 and encodes 168 amino acids.